AUGUCUAACAGAAGAAUAAAGGUACGUGUCAAUGGCUACUGUUCAUUAGACAACACAAUCGAAAACGGUGUGCCACAAGGACCUCCAAUUUCAACAAUGUUGUACAAUACUUACGUAAAUUCGCUUUUAAAUGAAUUGAACACUGAUGGUGAUCCACAAAUCAAAUCAACUUUAACAUUAGCCGACAACAUUUUCGUUUUAAGUUCUGGUAGCCCAGAAGAAGUUGCCCAUGCGCUCAAUCAAAUUAUACAGAAAGCACAAACUUGGUGCACAAAUACUGGAGCUAAACUACCUAUUGAAAAAAUGGAAGUUCUGCAUAUAUGCAGAAAAAGAUCUUGUCCGAACAGAACUAUCAAUCUUAACAACUCUGCUUUUCCCCUUAAAGAAAAAUUAAGAAUUCUUGGUCUGAUUUGCUCGAAAACUUGGAAAUGGCAUGCACUCGCGAAGUUUGUAGCUGACAAGCUCAACAAAUCCUUGAAUCUACUCAAAAUUAUCUGCCAAAAACACAAAGGACCGCACCAGAACACAUCUAUAAAUAUAGCACAAGCCCUCAUACGGGGUGCCACACAACAUAGCCUUUCCAUCUAUUCACACUGGACAAAAGGGAACGAUCAGAUGAUCCAAAUCAAAAUGAAUGCACUACUACGAAAGUCUGUUGGAGCUCUACCAUCUACACCUAUUGAUGCUUUAUUGGCAGAAACAAACACACCAUUUUUUUUAGAAACGAAACAAAUUACACAAACCAAAAUUGUUAUACAGAGCCUCAUAGACUGCAAACAUCCGCUACACGAAAUAUGCAGAACUGGUUGCACAGUUUCCAAAAAAACGAAAAUAAAAAGUGCACUCUAUAAUUCUAUCCGAUACCUCACAUUUACUAAUAUCACUAUACCAGAAAUAGUUAAUUACGACGUAGAUUCAACACCUUGGCUUUUCCCAAAAAGCACCAUUGACAUAUCUCUAGCCAAAAUGCUGAAGGAACGAACCCCGCCCGACAUCUACAGAAAAAAAUUUGCUGAAAAAAUAACUACAGGACAAUUUAAUUGCAUACUAUACACAGACGCCUCGACAGCAGAAGAAACAACAAGUUAUUGUGUAUAUAGAUACGACAAUAAAUGUGACAAGAUCCUCUCACAAAAACUUACAACCCCAAACCAAAGUCCUUUUGUUGGAGAGGUAAUGGCAUUGGUUGAAGCAUUCCAAAUUGCCAACAGAAGACAUGAUACAACCGCUAUUUGCAGUGACUCUUUGAGUGCAAUACGCAAAAUACUCAACAACAAAAACAAAACACCAAUCUUUCAUCUUCUACGUUCAAUUAUCCGCUCCAACUUCCCUAGAAUUCACUUAAUAUGGUCCCCAGGACACACAGGAAUUCCAGGAAACGAAACGGCAGACUUUGCGGCUCGUGAAACCAUCAAAAUGCCUUUGGAAUAUAUAAUACCCCCGUUUGCAUCUUCAAUGUUCAAAAUUGUCUCUGACAAUAUACGACGAGAAGCAUAA
Molecule: messenger RNA, 1497 nt
Organism: Eupeodes corollae
Lineage: Eukaryota; Metazoa; Arthropoda; Insecta; Diptera; Syrphidae
Exons: 1
Coding region: 1-1497 (498 amino acids)
Molecular function (GO): nucleic acid binding; RNA-DNA hybrid ribonuclease activity
Source: RefSeq, a predicted model, not a curated record